Messenger RNA from Colletotrichum orchidophilum, 3408 nucleotides. RefSeq lists its product as uncharacterized. The record is from RefSeq and is a predicted model, not a curated record. The coding region runs from base 1 to 3408 and encodes 1135 amino acids. Gene Ontology annotation, molecular function: oxidoreductase activity; NAD binding; NADP binding. The transcript is spliced from 4 exons. NCBI's taxonomy places the organism in Eukaryota, Fungi, Ascomycota, Sordariomycetes, Glomerellales, Glomerellaceae.
AUGGUUGCGACAGACACUGAAGCGACCCGCGUCGGCUUCAUUGGCCUGGGCGCCAUGGGCUCCGGUAUGGCGUGUAAUCUGUCAAAGAAACCGUCAUAUCGAGUUCAGGGGCACGAUGUUUACCCUCCAAGCGUACAGAAAUUCGUUGCGCAGGGCGGUACGUCUGGCGAGUCUCCCAGAGAAGUGGCGAAAACCAGUGAUAUCCUAGUCUGUAUGGCAGUCAACGCACAGCAAAUCGAUGACAUACUUUUUAAUGAUCAGACGGGUGCUCUGCAAACAUUGCCGGCAAACGCUACCAUUCUUCUCUGCUCAACGGUGCCGCCGACGUAUCAUGAGGCACUGGCACCCCGGAUUGCGGCAACGGGCCGGCAAGAUGUUCUCGUCGUAGACAGCCCCGUAUCGGGUGGCACGAAGCGUGCGGCCGACGGCACGCUCAGUAUCUUCGCUUCCGGGGCCCCUGCAGCACUACGACGUGCAGACCGCGUUCUGCGUGACAUGUCGGAGAAGCUGUACAUCAUUCCGGGGGGGCCCGGUGCGGGUAGUAAGAUCAAAAUGGUCAAUCAGCUCCUGGUGGGAACACACAUUGCUGCUGCGUCGGAGGCGAUGGGGUUGGCCGCAAAGGCUGGCCUGAACACCCGUGAAGUGUACAACAUCAUCACAAAUGCCGCAGGUAAUUCUUGGGCGUACGAGAAUCGUGUGCCGCACAUGCUAGACGGCGACUGGACGCCGUUGUCUGCCUUGAACAUCUUUGUUAAGGAUAUGGGCAUCGUCGUCUCAACUGCGAGAGCUCUACAAUUCCCGGUGCCUCUUGCGUCGGUAGCCGAGCAGUUGUACAUUUCAGGAGCUGCACACGGAUACGGUGCAGAUGACGAUUCCGGUCUCGUCAGAGUGUUCCUUCCGGGGACCCCGAAUGCUGUGAAGGAGCAGGCAGGCCAGCUGAACACACAGAAGAAGUUGACUCCAAGCAGUACACCGCUGGAGAUUUCCAAGAUUGGAAUGGUGGGGUUGGGCGCAAUGGGCCAGGGUAUGGCCGGGUCUCUUCUUCGAGCCGGUUUUGCCGUUCACGGCUACGAUGUAUACGGUCCGGCGAUCGACAAGUUCGCGGCCAACGGAGGCAAGGCCUCCAAGGCCAGCAGCCCUGCAGAGGCAGCCAAGGAUGCGGACAUCCUGGUCCUGAUGGUUCAGAACGCGGCUCAAGCUGAUGAUGUUCUCUUUGGCUCUGGAAAGGCAGCGGAGACUCUUCCUGAUGGCGCUAUCGUCAUUCUCAGCUCCACCGUCCCCCCCUCAUUCGUUCGAGAACUCGAGGCCAAGCUCACAAAGACCGGCAAAGGCUUGAGCCUUAUUGACGCCCCUGUCAGCGGAGGCGUGGUCCGCGCCGCGAAUGGUACCCUUACAAUUAUCUCUUCUGGAGACGAGGCUGUUCUCUCCAAGGUCAACAGUCCCCUACUGGCGAUGACGGGAACUUCAAGCAACCUUUGUCACGUACAGGGGGGCGUUGGAGCUGCGUCUUCAGUGAAACUCAUCAACCAGCUACUGGCCGGUGUUCACAUCGCAGCCGCUGCCGAAGCUAUGGCAUUCGCCGCUCGCCUAGGCCUCGACACCAGACGCGCUUUCGAAAUUCUUGGCAGCGCUGCUGCAUGGAGUUGGAUGUUCGAGAACAGGGUGCCACAAAUGCUUGAUGCCGACUGGACACCACAUUCCGCCUUGGCCAUUUUCGUCAAGGAUCUUGGUAUCGUCCUGGAUGAGGCGAAGCGUCUCACUUACUUCGCCCCAAUCUCGUCAGCAGCUCACAAUAUGUAUCUCGCAGGUGCCUCCCACGGCUGGACUAAAGAGUCUGAUGCUGGUGUUGUUAGGCUUUGGGAGUUGACGGGCCUUUCUGUUUCUGAAAAUGCUGGUCCCAAGGCCGAGGAGAGCAGUGGCUCGGUCGCCAAUAUUGCCGGAAAUGAAGCAGGACAGGAAGAAGGCCUGCCCGCACAGAAAACGAUCGAAUCACUACCGGCCGAAUACUCGGGCGAUGUCAUCAGCUCAAUUCGCAAGGUGGUCGACAAUAGCGAAGUCCCGGUUCUUGUAGUCUUGGACGACGACCCAACAGGAACGCAAACUUGCCACAACAUCGAUGUCUUGACCGUGUGGGAUGCUGCUACACUGAAUGACGAGUUCAGCCUCAAACCGACCGGAUUCUUCAUCUUAACAAACUCUCGUGCACUGCCCUCCGCCGAGGCCAAACAGCUCAUUGUGGAGAUUUGCCGGAAUGUCAAGACGGCGGCCGAGAAGGCCGGCAAAGCUUUUGAAAUCGUCCUUCGCGGUGAUUCGACACUACGUGGCCAUCUUCCCCAAGAGCCUGAGGCUGCUGAAGAGGCGCUUGGCAAGUUUGAUGCUUGGGUUGUCACCCCUUUCUUCUACCAAGGCGGAAGAUACACGAUCAACGACGUGCAUUACGUCAAGGAAGGCGACGUGCUGGUUCCUGCAAGUCAAACGCCCUUCGCUCAAGACGCCACAUUUGGAUACAAAAACUCAAAUUUGCGCAAGUAUAUUCUGGAGAAGUGCGGUCAUCGCUUCGAUGAAUCGUCCUUCCUCUCGGUCACACUUGAGGAUAUUCGCGUCCGAGGACCCGCAGGUGUCACCAAGAAGCUCCUUUCAGUAGCACCUUGCUCAAACACAGUUGUCAUCGUCAACGCUGCAGCAGAGUCGGAUAUGCACAUCUUUGUGGCAGGACUACUCGAGGCCGAGAAACAGGGCAGAAGAUAUCUUUACCGCACCGGCGCUGCCUUUGUUUCGUCUCGACUAGGAAUCAAGGGGAUUCCGCCUUUGACCAUGGCAGACCUCGGCGUUUCGAUCCAGGCCGGGACCAGGCAGCCGGGUGGAUUGAUCGUCGCCGGCUCUUACGUUCCCAAGACGACGGCUCAAUUGAAGGUGCUCAGAGAUAGAAGGGGCGACAAGUUGGCAGUGAUCGAACUCGACGUCGCCGGGCUCAUCGAGUCUGCUGAAGCGGCUGGGGAUGUUGUUACUGCAGCUGCGGCCGAGACAGCCAACAAGCUUGCAGCCGGCGAGGACGUCCUGGUCAUGACGUCUCGGGAAUUGAUCAAGGGAGACAAUGCGCUCAGCUCGCUCCAGAUCGGAUCCAAGGUAGCCCGGGCCUUGGUUCAACUCGUGGAGCAGAUUGAUGUACGUCCACGAUACCUCAUCGCGAAAGGCGGCAUCACAUCAUCCGACGCGGCCACGAAGGGUUUGAAGAUGAGACGGGCUCGAAUCAUGGGCCAAGCGGCUCCGGGUGUCCCGCUGUGGAAGUGCGAUGAGGAGACCAGCCGGCAUCGCGGAGUGCCGUACGUCGUUUUCCCUGGAAACGUUGGCUCUGACAGCACGCUCGCCGAGGUUGUCGAGUCGUGGUCGAUUGAAAAUGUUGCAUAG